Molecule: messenger RNA, 999 nt
Organism: Bubalus bubalis (water buffalo)
Lineage: Eukaryota; Metazoa; Chordata; Mammalia; Artiodactyla; Bovidae
Product: putative tripartite motif-containing protein 49B
Exons: 3
Coding region: 11-502 (163 amino acids)
Source: RefSeq, a predicted model, not a curated record
UUAUGAAUACAUGUGGAAAAGGGGUGAGUCAGUGAAGCUGCACCUGCCCUGGCCUGUAGUCCGACAACUUAGUGCAUGGCCCAUCCCUGGACUCAUAGACUGGCUCAACCAAUUCCAAGUGUACAUUGCACUGGAUAAUGAAAGAGUCACUCCUCGUGUCCCUGUGUUUGAAGAUCUGAGAUGUCUGCUGGCUGGUCCUGAUGGUCCUGGUGUCAACAACACUUCACCAAGAUCUAAAUAUUUUCUUGCCUGGGGAGCCGAGUCAUUCACUUCUGAUCAAUGCUACUGGGAGGUGGAUGUGGCGGGCUAUUGCAACUGGGCCAUUGGAUUUUGUAAUGAUUGUUGGGAACGGUUCUUGACUCAGAGGGAGUUUUUCUACUUCUUUGUAUCAGAGAGAACAAUCAGUGCAGUUUCUUUACCACCUCCCCACUGUCACCUCAAUAUGUCAAAAAGCCUCUGGGUUGGGUGUGGGUGUUCCUGGAUUUUGACGGUGGUGCCGUGAGCUUCGUGAAUGUGGCCAAUAGUUCUCUCAUUUGCAGUUUCCUCUUCUGCUCCUUUUCCUCUCCUCGCAGACCUUUUCUAUGCUCUGGACACUCUUGAUCAAGGACAAUGUAGAAAUCUGAAAACAGGUAUCAGAAAUGUAAAUAAUUGACAUCACUAGUUUAAUGUCUGCUUGAUUUUCUGUAACUUUGCCUUCCUUUAUGAAGCAUAUUGAUUGAUUUGUUUAAGGGUUGACAUGUUAAAUGCAUGGGCUUCCUGGAUGGCUCAGCCAUAAAGAAUCCUCCUGCCAAGCAGCAGACUUGGGUUUACUCCCUGGUCAGGAAGAUCCCCCGGAGUAGGAGAUGGCAACCCACUCCAGUAUUCCUGCCUGGAAAAAAUCCCAUGGACAGAGGAGUCUGACCGCUACAGCCCAUGGGGUCACAAAGAGUUGGACAUGACUGAAUGACUAAGCAUGUGUCAACUGUAUAAAGUUGUAUAAAAUGUUAAAUAAAACUCUCU